CCCCUGCCACUGCUCGUCCCCCUACCCCUGCCGUUCUCCAUCCCUCUCCUCCUCCUUUUACCCCUCCCCCUAUCUCCCCUCUCUCCUCUCCUUCCACUGCUAAUUUUCCUACCCUCCCACUUUUCGACUUUUCCCUCCCCCGAGCCCCUCCAAUCCUUCAGAUCCCUCCCCGCUUCAAGAACUUCUCCCAAUCCUCUUCCGCCACCUCCCCGAACAACACCACCAUUGUUAACACCCCGCCCACCUCACAUAGCAUUACCGUUCCUGCCUCUUACUUUUCGCUACCCUCAUCACCAUUGCCCGCUAUAACUUCACCAUCCAACACUAGUCCUCUCAGUUACGAAAUCCCUUGCUGCUUCACUAACCUGCUCAGCAGCAACAGUAGUGAGUUCCACAAGGAAAUGGAGAGAGAGAAUGAGAAACUGUGUUUGCUUCUCGCUUCCGUGACGCAGACAGAUCACCUCCCUUUUGCCCAAUUGUUGUCACCAACAUCUCUGAAUUGGAAUUCUGCAUCUAGCAGCGUUCCUACUACUACUACCAACACCACUGCUAUGCCUGCUAAGAUUGGUAGAACAAGAAUAAGAAGAAUGAAAAACGUUACAACUUCUGGCAAGGGUAAGAGAAAUAGCAUAGGAUUUGGUGCAACUGAAAGUAGCAGGAUGGGAUUAUUACAAGACGAUCUCUUGCAAGAGUUUAAGGCAGCUUUGGAAGUGAAUGAAAAGGAUACUUCGACCGAGCAGAGUCAUUUGGUUUUUCAGGAUGCUCAGCAGAAGCCAAAGGAGCUCAUGUUCGAAGAUUUCUGCGGAAUACAAUAUUCGGAUCUUUCCAGCUCUCUAUCUUUGUCUUCAGAGUUGACGCCAACAGAUGGUGAAGUAGCAGAGCAAUUAAACAGUAGCAUGACUGAUGAUUUGACCAAGCUGCUCGACAUUUUCCCUUCUUCUCCCUUGCAGCUCUCUGAUCUGUAUACCGAUGACAUCUCCAAUGGGCAAACUUCGGUCAUAAUUGAUGAUAAUAACAUGGAUAUCGAUAUGCAGCAGCAGAUAGCUUUAUUGUUUCCCACCACAGCCACAGACCAAGGCGGCAGAGCCGUUGGAACUGGCUCUUGGGACAGCUUGCCUGGGAUUUACUGACAGACAGCUUGAAGAAAGAAAAGGAAGCAUCAUGGGCUUGGAAUUAAUUAUUUCGGUUAUUAAAUUCUACUAAUAUUAAUUUCUAAUUUGUAUGGAUGGUGGUAGAGUUUACCUUUUCCACUUAGCUUUUGAUCAGUAUUAACUGGAAAUAAAAUUGCAAUCAGGUGAAAUGGAUCAGGUAAAGAAAAGCUGCUUCAUCUUCCAAGUUACUCUGAAAAGUGUGAUAGUUUCCAUUUCCAAGGGACACCCAAUGAUCCUGAUCAAUUCUCCAUUGAAAGAUCUCACAAUCUAGUGUUUGGAGAUCUAGGGAAGGGAGGGGAGCUACACCUUAGCUGGAUCUGUUAGAGGAGUUAGAAAUAGGUCAGUCGCAUCUUGUGCCGUUGGGGGUGAACUUAGGAACUCGUAUUGAGCUACAUUUUCAAUGGUUUCCUUGCAAGGAGAAAAAAUUAGUGCACUAAGAGUUGUGUUUUGUGAACUCCAAACAGCAUGCCGCGUGCUAUCAAUUCUAUGCAUUUCUUUACGGUACGAUGCAGGACGCCGGCGCAUAGAGUUGAUUGGAAGAUAGUUCAGGUGGCAAGCAUGCCCACUUUUUUCAACACAGAUUAGCUUGAUGGCUUGCAACUCGUGAGGAGAGAUAAAAAUAAGAGCUUUGAAAAAUGCAGCAUAACAGCACAAGUACAAUAACAGAGCAGUCCAUGCUCUUGAAUACAGUGAAUUCUAUGAUUCUCUAACAAGUGAAAUAGAGAACGCCUUCUAUAUAAGAAGAAAAAAAAAAGGUAAAGGUCAUGCAUUUGAUAGUCUUUAGUUGCUGCUUUCUGAUGAGUUAAGCAGCAGCAGUGAGCGCAAGAUAUUUCAAG
Messenger RNA from Populus euphratica (Euphrates poplar), 1987 nucleotides. RefSeq lists its product as uncharacterized. Lineage: Eukaryota; Viridiplantae; Streptophyta; Magnoliopsida; Malpighiales; Salicaceae. The coding region runs from base 402 to 1130 and encodes 242 amino acids. The record is from RefSeq and is a predicted model, not a curated record. The transcript has 2 exons.